Cylicocyclus nassatus is the source of this 1013-nucleotide messenger RNA. The record is from the annotation of a GenBank genome assembly. Lineage: Eukaryota; Metazoa; Nematoda; Chromadorea; Rhabditida; Strongylidae.
AUGCUUGCAUUGACGAUGGAGUUCCUUUUCGGGCGUCGAAAAACACCAGCAGAGCUGCUACGUCAGAAUCAACGAGCGCUAAACAAAGCUAUAAGAGAACUUGACCGCGAAAAACAACGUAUGGAAAUGCAGGAAAAGAAAGUGAUUGCAGAAAUCAAGAAAAUGGCGAAGCAGAAUCAAAUGGACUCCGUCAAAGUCAUGGCUAAAGAUCUCGUCCGAACUCGUCGCUACAUAAAGAAGUUCAUAAUAAUGAAGGCUAAUAUACAAGCAGUCUCCCUCAAGGUUCAAACUUUGAAGAGUCAGGAUGCUAUGGCUCAGGCAAUGAAGGGCGUCACACGAGCAAUGCAGUCAAUGAACAAGCAGCUGAAUCUUCCGCAGAUACAAAAGAUCAUGAUGGAGUUUGAAAAACAAAGUGAAAUCAUGGACAUGAAGGAAGAAAUAAUGGGUGAUGCCAUUGAUGACGCUCUUGGAGAUGAAACUGAUGAUGCUGAGAGCGAGCAGAUUGUCAAUCAGGUGCUUGACGAGCUAGGUAUCCAGAUGGGAGAGGAGAUGGCAAGCCUGCCCACAGCCGGUGGACAGAUUGGAGUUUCAACCGGCGAGAAAGCACGACAACCGGUCGCUGCUGGUGGCUCCGGUGGCCCUAGUGGUGGAACUGAUAUCGAUGACGAUCUGCAGGCUCGGUUAGAUCAACUAAGGAGAGAGUGAUUUUUGACACCUGUGUUUGUAUCUUCACUGCUGUAGAGCCUUUUGAAAUAGAGGCGAUUUUCAAAAGGCUGUACAUUUUGAAAGUCUCUUUAUGCUCCUGGCGCUAAAAUUCACAUACAUUUUUUGAUUCUUUUCUCCUUCCGGUCUUUAUGUCUUUUGACUCGUUCCUUGGCCCUGCUGCAUUCCGCUGGGUGUGUGUUUCUAGCCUUCUUCUACUAGAUUGAUUUGAUUAUUGCAAUAACUUGCAUAUGAUACGCAUGUUUCCGCAGCUUUUGUCUUAUAUACUUGUAUAAAAUUUAUAAUUAGUA